GGGCAGCGCUCCCGCCCCGCCUGCCCGUGCUGCCGCCCGGCGCGCCGCGGCCCCGCCGCCGGAAAGAUGCUGCCCCUCUCCGUCAAAGACGAUGAGUACAAGCCGCCCAGGCUCAACCUGCUCAGGAAGGUGUCGGGCUGGUUCAGGUCUAUCCUGGCGGACAAGACUUCCCGCAACCUGUUCUCCUUCCUCUGUCUCAACCUCUCCUUCGCCUUCGUGGAGCUGCUCUACGGCAUCUGGAGUAACAGUUUAGGUCUGAUAUCAGAUUCUUUUCAUAUGUUUUUUGACUGUACUGCUCUAUUGGCUGGAUUAGCAGCUUCAGUUAUUUCAAAAUGGAGGUCAAACGAUGCUUUCUCAUAUGGUUAUGUUCGAGCAGAAGUACUUGCUGGUUUUGUAAAUGGCUUAUUCCUCAUCUUUACAGCGUUCUUCAUUUUUUCUGAAGGUGUGGAGAGAGCCCUUGAGCCUCCCGAUGUGCAUCAUGAGAGACUUCUUCCUGUUUCUAUACUGGGAUUCAUUGUAAAUCUGAUAGGAAUAUUUGUUUUUCAGCAUGGAGGUCAUGGGCAUUCACACGGCUCUGGGCAUGAGCACAGCCAUUCUCUGUUUAACGGUGGUCUCAGCCAUGGGCACAGUCACAGAGAUCAUGGACACAGCCAUGAACAUAAGCAUUCCCAUGGACACACUCAUGGUCAUGGCCAUGGACACUCUCAUGGUCAGGAUUAUUGUCAUGAUGACCAUUCCCUUGAAGUAAUGGGUGGAUCCAGCAAGCAGAUUUUACAAGGUGUAUUCCUGCACAUUGUGGCAGACACGCUGGGAAGUAUUGGUGUAAUCAUAUCUGCCAUACUGAUGCAGAACUAUGGUCUAAUGAUAGCAGAUCCUAUUUGUUCAAUGCUGAUAGCACUACUUAUAGGUGUAAGUAUUGUUCCACUUUUAAAAGAGUCCAUUGGGAUUUUGAUGCAGCGAACUCCUCCUUCCCUGGAAAAUGCCCUGCCUCAGUGCUACCAGAGGGUGCAGCAGUUGCAAGGAGUCUACAGUUUACAUGAUCCACAUUUCUGGACCCUCUGUACUGAUGUUUACAUAGGGACUUUGAAGUUACUAGUAGCUCCUGAUGCUGAUGGAAGGUGGAUUCUAAGCCAGACUCACAAUAUUUUUACUCAGGCGGGAGUAAGGCAGCUUUACAUACAGAUUGAUGUUGCAGCCAUGUAGUCAGUUUCUGGAAUGGUGCUGUUGGACCAAAGUUUUCAGUACUGUACUGGUGUAGCAACACUUCUUGAGACAGAGCCUGCCUCCACCACGUCUGGAAUUGACUGAAUAGAUUUCUGCCCUUGGGCUACGGAGGAAGUUCACUUCUAAGGAGUAAAUAUUGAAUGAAUGUUAUGGACUUUGGGUCUUGUUUUUUUUGGGGCCCCUAAACUUGUACGUUUUUGAGGGUUUUUUUUACUUAAGAAGAUUGUGGUACUGGAAACCCUGUCAUGUCUUCAGUAAAGCUGCUGAAACCACUGCUCAUUCCCAUAAAACCAGUGUUAUCGGCAAUUGGAAACUUGUUUUGUAGACAAUGUCACAAUGGCUGACAUGCUUCAAUAUAAUUGUAUGUUUGUACAAUUGUUUGUACUUUGCAAACUUAAUGAACCAAACCAUAUUGGGUUUUCAAAGUGCCUUUUAUAUCAGGAGAGCUAUUUGCCAGCAUAAAUAUGGAGCAUCAAAGGGUUUUACUACUUUUACAAAUAAUCUUGUAUGCAGUCUGGUUAUUUACUAGCGAUGUAUGCGGGGGGGUUGUGUACUUACAUAACUGUAGAUGUUAGGCUUCCAUUAUAUUUGCAUCUUACCAGACAGGAAAAUUCUAAAUGUAAAAGACAAAGCUGUUGUGAAGAGACUUGCCUCUGAGACAAGCUGGGUAUUUUGUUGCACGUCUUGUGAAAAUUAUUUUAGUUCAAAUAUUAGAUUUAACUCCAAUUCUUAAGUCUCUUCAUACUGCUGAGAGUAUUGAGACAUUACAUGAUGUUGCUAAUGUUCAGUCACUUAAACAAUGGGCAGCUGAAGGAAAAUGCUGGUGAUGGAAGCAAUGCUUGAAGUUUUUUAUUUUCCAAAUCAUAUGGUGGAAAAAACUAAAUCCUGAAAUUGUGGAAGGUUAAGUCUCCUUGAUUUUAAUAGGUUGCUAUAAUUUUUAUUAGUGAUGAAUUUCAAAUUUUGCCUUUCCAAAUAUUGAAAAUAGUUGUUUCUGGCACUUAUGCCUGAAAUGGAAAUAAGGACCACUUUUCAUGCUGUUUUAGCUUAUGCUUUUCCCAGGCUGACAAAUCUUUGACUAUUUUACUGCAGCCUUGUAUGUUUUCAUAGGGGAGAAAAUUCUCAGUGCAGUAAGGGUUGUUAGGUUGGGGUUUUUUUCCCCAGAAACAUUCUUCUGUCUUGUAUUUACUAGCAUUUGUAAUAAUUUUACUCAGAUAUCUGAGUGUCACUUUCAAAAGCAAUCUGCUAUGUUUGGUAUUACAGAUGAUAGUUCCACUAUGCUGUAGUAGUUCACUUAAUAAUGGAAUACUUUUUAAGAGGACAUUUUACAAACAGAACAUGGUGAAGUAAAAAGCAAUACAGGCAUUUUUCUGAGAAAUCAUAGCUGCCACUGAUUGGUAUGAAUUUUACGUCUAUUUUGGUACCUGUCAGAGGUAAUACUAAAAUCAAGGCCUUUAGAAAUUUACAGUGUCUGCGUAGGAAGUGCUAGGCACUAUGAAAUUACUGAAGAUUGAUUUGCAGAAAUGGUUUGUUUGCCACUGAUAUUGUUGAAUCCAUCACAGAUAUGAAGAGUUUCUUGCAUUCAUUCUGUUGUUCCUAUAUAACUCCUGGUUUCUUUUUAUGUGAAACCACAACACUUGCCAAAUUUGAUGGUGGUUCCUGAAUUUUCUAGUUGAGAUAUUGAAACAUGAAUGUUGAUUUUGUCCAGAUCUUGGGGGUGUACACUUGUGCUUGGAACUGGAAACUGGGUCUAAAAAAAAUGGCAGUACAAAGCUACCUAUAAUAUUGGUUUUAAUCUUUGCUGUCUCUUUCAGUUUUGAGAUCCUUCCAUUGCCAUUUCUGAUCCCGUUUGCUUUCCCUGGGGACACAGGCGCAGAGUGCCCUCCCAGCAGGCUGCAUGUUCUACAUCUCUUUCCUGGCCUGGCACUCGUGUCAGGCUCUCUCCCUGUCCCACCUGGCAGAUGCUGUGCCAGGCCCAGAGUUCCUGCCUGGAAGAUGGAAGUUACGUGGCACAGGACGGGGUGCAGGAAUCUGCUUAGCAGAUUGGAGCACUGCAGUUUAAGAUACUAUGUGCGUGUAUGUUCAGAGAAGGUGAUGAAAAUCCCUUGUGAUUAUAGGGUGGAGGUACUGUUGUGUAGAGUGGUGCCUAUAUUCUGCUGCUUGCUGGCUGCCAGCAGGACUUCCUCAUUUUUUAAGAGUUAUUAUUACUGCUAUUUGGGGCUAAAGAAGAUCAACUGAUAUCACUUUAAAGGCAAGCAGCAGACAGAUUCAUUGCAACUGUGUCGUGAUCCAGUAGCAGGCUUUGGUUUAAGUCAUCUUUACACCAGCAUGUUUCAAGACUGACUGUUCCUGGACUUGUUGAAAUGCUGUAGUGCUGCCCAAGUUGCUGAGCUUGGCCACUAUUUUAGCUUCUUAAUGAAAAGACAACUGCUACUAUUUGUUUCCAAGUGAAAACCUUGGCAAGAGUGGCUGUUUCUUUGAUGGUGGUGAUGGUGUUCUUUUAAAUGUACAUCUACCAAAUUUUUAAUAUGGGAAAUGGAGUGAAAAAGUCUGUAAGCCUUUUACAAUCACACAACAAUUUUAAUAACUUUUGGUAACUGUUUUUGCUUAUUAUGAUUUAACUGAUUGUUGGAAGCAUAUAUACAAGUCUGAGUUUUCUAGCCAAGCAAGACAGCACUUCAUUAUGUUUAAACAUUUAUAGUAAGAAAUGUAUCAUUGGUUUGUCAAAUGUAACUGGGGAUAGUGUAGGGAAGUCAGAUUCAAAACAGACUUUAGCCUUUACAGGCUUUCUGAAAAAGGAUAAACAUCACAAAAACACAGUGUAGGACAUGUUCAGUCAGCAACUGCAGUCACAUGUAGUAUGUCAGUAAACAAGGGACAUCUGAUAUUUUUUUCACCUAAGGGGAUACUUGCUCAGGUUUUAGGAGAGUACAAACCAUGCAGUUGAAAGCAAAAGUGCAGCUUUCCUUACCCUGAAAGCCAAAGCACCAUUAUUUGUGUUUUGCUAAUUACUUAACAGUGGUUGCUUACCUAACACUUUGCUAUCGACACUUUAUUGGAGAUGCAAGGCAGGAUUUAAACAAAGACUUGUGUGAAUAGCUGACAUCCAGAGAUGGGUGAAUGUCUGCAGAUCAUGUGCUAAAACUCGGCUUCCUGGUACCCACUUCUGAAUUUUGAAUCAAGUUUUCAAAGUGUGGUUUUCUCAUGUUUCCAUGUAGCUGAUAUUCCACUUCUGAAUUUUGAAUCAAGUUUUCAAAGUGUGGUUUUCUCAUGUUUCCAUGUAGCUGAUAUUUAGUGUGGGGUUAGGUUACUGGUCUGUGUUUGUGGGUUUUUUUUUUUUUUUUUUGUGAUUGAGACUAGUAACUUAAAACCCUAUUGUUCCAAAGACCAAGCCUGCAAACUGCAUGAAUUUUACCACACCUACAGCAAAAUAAGAAGAUAAAACAAAUGUUACAGGGUGUCUGUAUUAAAAUGCCUCAGUGUUUUUUGGGCUACAUAACAGUGGAAGAAAACUCCUCUUAUGAAUAUGCACGGUAAGGACUGGUCCUUUAUAGGCUAAUCUGGUAAGUGUACAGCUCUGGAUAGACUGGCUCCUUCCAUCAAGAGGGCCCCUACAGAGAGUUGAGUUACUCGUUUGAUUUGCUAAGCUAAGAUGAAAAGUAAAUAAAUGACUUUGCUUUUUAUGUAAUAAAGCCUACUAAAGCAAAAGUUCAGUUGCAUCAUUAGUAAAAACUGCUGACACUAUUUUUACACAAAAAUUGAAGCUGCUACUACUAAUAAAAUAGACCUUAGUGACUUAACAUUCUUAAUUUACUUUUUUUUUAAAGAUGUAAAGCUGGGUUUAAAGGUGAAGGAAAAUUAAUAGUUUCUCUUUUUAACUGUUGUAAGUGAACCUGUUCCGGGAAUGUAAACAAGAUACAAGAGGAGAGAAUCGGCUGCUGAACUGCAGUUUUCCAUCUUCUGCACAUAGUGUGCAAACAAAUUACUGUAAAGUCCAUGCUUUUCUUUCACAGUGCAGAUUUUCAGUUGCAUGCUUUUAUAAAAUGCAAACUCUUAUCUUUCUUCAUGACACAAAAGUCUUUAAAACCAGUUCAGAGCAAAAUUUCAGUUAAUAAUUAAACCCUGUUCUGUUUUCUCCAGCAGCCAUUAGAUUGCUAUGAUUCUUGAUUAUCCCAUUCCUUUAAACAGAAUUUUUUUUUUUUCAAUAAUCUCUCUGAUCCUCAAUACAGACUCAGUAGUUAAUUCCUCCUUUACACUUCUGUGAAAAUCCUUAUCUGCAGAUUGCUGAGGUUUCCUUUUGGAUUUGUCCCCUGUUCAGGCUGUUGCAAUGCCCAUCCCUGUGGGGACCUCCUUGGCCAGACACUGCUAUAAUGUGAAGCAAUGCCAGCCAUGCUGGGCCUGGCAUGUGAAGACCGAGUCUUGCUGUGUGCAAAUACUGCUCAACCUACUUGUCUGUUUCAGUGAGCCACAAAAGGUUCCUGCCUGUGUGGUAAUUUGGCUGAAAUAAUGUGUUAAAAGAGCUGGGUAUUUCACUUCCCGUGUGCAUUGGAGCCUCUCACAUGUGUGCUGGGAUCUUGUACAAGAGUUAAGUGAAUCACUACAGUAUCUUGGCUGAAGUAUGAAAUAAUGUGAAUGAAGCGAUUGCCAAAAUAAUUCCUGGUAGUAUACAGCAUAUUGCUUACCUUUACCUUUAAAUUACAGGAAUUACUCUGAGCAGUGAGCUUCAGUUCAAUAGCAGAGUGUGUCAAAGUACCUGUGAAGAAAUCUGGCAGGUAACACAAGGCAGCUCACUAAAAUUCUGAAGACUAUGUAUGAUUUUGUUCUGGAAUGCUAAUGUUCGUAGCUUAGCCACGGCUUGUUCCAAGUGCAAUAUUAAGAAAUUUUUAAUGUAAUCUUUUCUACUUGAAUACAGUCUAUAUAAAAUGUUAAAUAUCCUAUAUUGCUGAAAAGAUAAGGGAUGAAAUUUCUUUCCAAUAAAUCUUCAGUUUA
Molecule: messenger RNA, 6210 nt
Organism: Lonchura striata (white-rumped munia)
Lineage: Eukaryota; Metazoa; Chordata; Aves; Passeriformes; Estrildidae
Gene: SLC30A7
Product: solute carrier family 30 member 7
Biological process (GO): intracellular zinc ion homeostasis; zinc ion import into Golgi lumen
Cellular component (GO): Golgi apparatus; membrane; cytoplasmic vesicle
Molecular function (GO): zinc ion transmembrane transporter activity
Source: RefSeq, a predicted model, not a curated record